GGGCCGGCGCAGUCGGGGAUCCUGACGGACCGGGAGGUGGUGAGCCUGUUCCUGCACUUCACCGUGAACCCCAAGCCGCGGGUGGAGUUCAUCGACCGGCCACGGUGCUGCCUGCGGGGCAAGGAGUGCAGCAUCAGCCGCUUCCAGCAGGUCGAGAGCCGCUGGGGGUACAGUGGGACUAGUGACAGGAUCAGGUUCUCAGUAAACAAAAGGAUAUUUGUAGUUGGGUUUGGAUUAUACGGAUCCAUACACGGGCCAACGGAUUACCAGGUGAACAUACAGAUCAUCCACACGGACAGUAACACAGUCCUGGGGCAGAACGACACCGGCUUCAGCUGCGACGGCUCCUCCAACACCUUCCGCGUCAUGUUCAAGGAGCCCGUGGAGAUCCUGCCCAACGUCAACUACACGGCCUGUGCUACUCUCAAGGGUCCAGAUUCCCACUAUGGAACCAAAGGACUGCGCAAGGUGAUCCACGAGUCCCCCACGACGGGAGCCAAAACCUGCUUCACGUUCUGCUACGCGGCUGGGAACAACAACGGCACCUCCGUGGAGGAUGGACAAAUCCCAGAGAUCAUCUUCUACACAUAGUGCUGCUCCCAGCCCAGCCUGGACUCGACCGUCCCCCGGCACCUCCCGAACUGAAUCUCUGGCUGAGUUUGACCACACCAACUGGAGCCACACUAGCCAAAGGUCUCGGUGAAAUCAUUUCAAAGCUCAUGUCCUGCCUUGUGCUAGUGCUGCUGCUGCUCUCAGGUGCCAGUUGAGCUGGUGUCCCGCUGCCAGCCAGGCUGGUGUCCCAGUGCCAGGCGAGCUGGUGUCCCAGUCCCAUUUGUAGGUUGUCUGUGGCUUGUUGUUUCUCACCUCCUGAUUAACCCCUAUCUAACAACGUGCGGUUUUUUUGGACUGUAAUGAAUGUAGAUGCUUUUCCACCAGUCAGAAGCAAGGAAAUGAGCGGCUCUGGUUGUGGUUUCACCUGGCAGGAGAUCCCCCUG
Molecule: messenger RNA, 995 nt
Organism: Empidonax traillii (willow flycatcher)
Lineage: Eukaryota; Metazoa; Chordata; Aves; Passeriformes; Tyrannidae
Gene: BTBD2
Product: BTB domain containing 2
Exons: 5
Biological process (GO): neurogenesis
Cellular component (GO): P-body; cytosol
Source: RefSeq, a predicted model, not a curated record